GUUGGCGCUAGUUUCCCAAACUUUUUCUCCCUCUCUCUCAUACAUAAGUAAAAAAACUUUUUACUUAGCCUUCCCAAACGUUUUUUUGCCUCUCUCUUUCUCAAAACCCUUGAAAUUCCUAAACUCCUAAAACACUUGUUGCUCGAUAUCAAGCAUUGUCUGGCAAAAAAAAAUUUCUCUCAAUCACUCGGCAUUAUUCGGCUACAUCAAGAGUUUAAUAUGAAACCAUUAAAGACUGGAAAGGAGGUGGGAUCCACUAUGAAGUCUACUAACAAAUAUACUUCGUUGCACCUGGUGCUAUUGGGAAGGACCAAGGUGAGGGCUUAGAUCUACGUGCUCUUUGGGGUUAUCUGAUUCUACCAAGCAUGCUGCUCAAGAAAUACAAACUGACAUUCCAUUUUAUACAUCUACUGAUGAAGUUAUGAAAUACAUUCAAACAGGUGAAACAAGUGCUAUAGCAAAGGGACGAGGGCGAGGGCUUAGAUCUAUGUGUUCUUCGGGGAUAUUAGAAAAUAAGUUGGGAUCCUCCUUCCAUCAAAGGAUUCUUUAUACUAGUCAAAGUGUGCCAAGAAUUUCUAACAAUACAAGAUCAAAUUCUACAUUGUCUGCUGCUCAAGAAACGCGAAGCACGAUUAAAAUCCCCUCGGUUCUUGAGAAAGAUCAUAUGCAAACUGAUGUUUCAUUUUCUCCAUCUACUGAUAAAGUUAUACAAUCUCCCCAAUCAGUCGAACCAAGUGCUAUAGGGAUGGGACGAGGACGAGGGCGAGAGCUUAAAUCGUUGACCUCUUCAAAGGUUUCUGAAAAUAAGGUGGGAUCCUUUCAUCAUAAUGCUCUUUACGCUAGUCAAGGCAUGCCAAGAACUUCUAACAGCACAAAAUCAAAUUAUACAAUGUUUGCUGCUCAAGAAAUGCGAACAACAAAUGUAACUCCCUCUGUUCAAGAUAAAAAGCAUGUGCAAACUGAUAUUGCAUUUUCUCCAUCUACUGAUCAAGUGAUGAAAUCUUCCCAAACAUUUGAACCAAGUUCAUGUACUAGUAAGGUAAAAAAAGUUCGAGGAAGUAACAAGUGCAAAGAAGUUGCAUCACUUGAAGUGGGGCAGAAGCUAAAAGUAACAUUUUACAAUAAUCGAACAGUUGGAAAGAAUAGCAAUCUAUUUGUGAGGCACUUGGGAAAAUUAGUUCGUGACCGUAAUAUGUGUCCAUUAGGAGUAUCAUCGUGGGAUGACAUUAAGGAAGAAAAAUUAAAUCAUAUGUGGGCAGCUGUUGAGGAUAAAUUUGAGAGUGAUGACAUGGAUAUCCAUCGGGAUCAUAUUUUGAGUUGGAUGAAAGAAUUAUGGAAUAAAUGGAGAGGACAAUUUCAUGCAAAGUAUGUGAAGGGUAAGCCAAUACAAGAGGCUCUUAGAAAUGUGCCAAAGGGAGUAGAUAAAAAACAAUGGGAAUGGUUGAUAAAGGAGCAUUUUUCUUCAGAAAGUUUUCAGGCGAGAAGCCACAGGAACGCAACAAAUAGAGUUAAGCUAAAGAUGCUUCAUCAUAUUGGUAGCAAGCCAAUUAGAGAAAUUAUUUAUCAAAAGGGUGGAAAAGAUGGCAACCCACCAGAUUUGGCAACUAUUUUCUUUGAGACUCGCAAGAAGAAUAACACACUUGUUGAUUUUGAAACAAUUGAGAAACAUGCUCAAAUCCAAGAAUUGGUGAUGUCCUAACCGUCUCUUCCAAGCAUAGAGAUUGUAGAAAAGUGCUUUGGACCUCAAACUCGUAGCCAUGUAUUUGGUUUUGGAGGUGGAGUAAAAGCAAAAGACUUGAAAGGUGGCACUUCUUCAAAGGCUGAACUAAUAUCUGAGUUGCGUUCAACUCGAGAAGAAAACAAAUCUUUGAAGGAUCGUGUGUCUACAUUAGAAAAUGAGAUGAAAGAAAUGAAGCAAGUAGUAUUUACUCAACACUCCAAUGUCAAGCCUCCGACAUCGACCGUUUCAGAAGAAUGACCAUCUGAUUAACAUACCAAGUUAAUAACAACUUAUUUGGAAUAUUAGUUCAUUUUUUUAAUUGAUUGUGCAUUUGCUGCUUUUCUACAUUUUCCAGUUCUAUUGCCGCAUUCGACACCUUUCUAGUUGCGGUAAUUUUCCUUGAAUAUCAAAGUCGACAUGAUCUGUGAUGGA
This is a messenger RNA of Nicotiana tabacum (common tobacco), 2152 nucleotides long. RefSeq lists its product as uncharacterized. The record is from RefSeq and is a predicted model, not a curated record. Lineage: Eukaryota; Viridiplantae; Streptophyta; Magnoliopsida; Solanales; Solanaceae.